AAAUAUGCAUUUUCAAAAAAAAAAAAAAAAAGUGAUGGCAUUUUCGUGAAUAAUCUGAACUUUAGGGGUGAAAGAGGCAAGUCAAAGUUCCAAAAAAACAUGGGUUAAUUUUGUGUUUGACUUCAAGUUUUGAAUAAUAUUUGCGAAAAGCCCUAAGUAUAUAGUACGAUUAUAAGAGUUUCAGUUUUUUUCAAUUUUGACUUUUUCACUUCCCUUCCUUCACCGCAUAUACCAAGUCUCAACUCAACUCCGAACUCUUCUCUCGUCUAAGCUAACACAACAAAAAACGAAUUAUUAACAUAAUCUUUUCAUCCAAAUAAUAGAUAAAAACCAACCAGCUAUAAAUUCCCCAAUAUGAAUCUACAAAAAGAAACACUUUCCCAAUUCCAAAACAUCCAAAACAAUGUUUUCAUCAUCUGUCUCAGAACGUACCAUUUUGGUCCCGAUCUUGGCCGUAGUAGCCACACAACUCUUCUUUAUACACAGUGUUGCGUCUGUAAACGAUACCAAUGCGUAUUUACACCACAAAUGCUUAGAGAAGGAUGGAAAAUAUAAGUCAAAGAGUCUAUACGAGAAAAACCUCAACAGUCUCAUCUCAAACACUUCUGUAAAAGAUUACCUCUAUGGCGUUUAUGGUUAUCGUCCUGAUACUGUCUACAUGGUUAUCCAAUGCCGUGGUGACUCUUACGGCUCCAAGUGUGAUACAUGCCUCUCCACUGCUUACUCCGAGCUACGUAAAAGAUGUCCGAUGAACAAGGGGGCAAUCGUAUGGUUUGACCGAUGUCUUCUCCGGAUUUCUCCGACCACUUUCAUAAACGAGAUGGAUCUCAAGAACAAGUUCUAUAUGUACAACAUGAAGAAAGUGAGAGAUCCGGCGUCGUUUAAGGCUAAGACAAAGGCUCUUCUCACCAAGCUGGCAAAGGAAGCCACUCGUAAAGGUUCAGAGAGGUCUCCUGCACAGGAGUAUUACGAGCCAGGGGAUAUGAAGCUCGACGGGAAGAUGACGCUGUACGGAAUGGUGCAGUGCACGCGACUUAUAUGGAACACAGAUUGUAAGAAAUGUUUGGAUACGAUUAUUGGGGAGCUUCCUAAUUGUUGUGAUGGCAAAGAAGGAGGAAGAGUAGUGAGUGGGAGUUGUACCUUUAGGUAUGAGAUUUACCCUUUUCUUGACACUCAAAGAUGAGAGCUCCAUGUUUUUUGUGUUCUCCUUCAUUGGGGAUGCUAUAACAUGUUUUUAUCAAGAAAUAAUAUUUAGUUAUUUAUUUACAUGUUCUUGCUGUACAAUUAAUGUAUUUAGAUUGUGGUAUAAGGUAACUAAUUGGCUCGACUGUAUGCACAACAUUAAUAUCCUU
This is a messenger RNA of Brassica napus (rape), 1352 nucleotides long. RefSeq names its product putative cysteine-rich repeat secretory protein 61. The record is from RefSeq and is a predicted model, not a curated record. The transcript is spliced from 2 exons. Bases 404 to 1183 code for a protein of 259 amino acids. Lineage: Eukaryota; Viridiplantae; Streptophyta; Magnoliopsida; Brassicales; Brassicaceae.